AGAAAAAUGGCUGUUAAAGUUGGCAAGGUUGUUUACUUCUUUUCGAUCAAAGUUGUAGAACCGUCAACAUGGGAAAACCCCGUGGUUUGAGGACUGCAAGGAAACAUGUGAACCACCGUAGGGAACAGAGAUGGGCGGACAAGGACUACAAAAAGGCCCAUUUGGGCACACGGUGGAAGGCUAAUCCAUUCGGAGGAGCUUCACACGCCAAAGGAAUUGUCCUGGAAAAAGUAGGAGUUGAAGCCAAGCAGCCAAAUUCCGCUAUCCGUAAGUGCGUCAGGGUGCAGUUGAUUAAGAACGGAAAAAAAAUUACGGCUUUCGUGCCUAGGGACGGUUGUUUGAAUCACAUCGAGGAAAACGACGAGGUUCUAGUGGCAGGUUUUGGACGAAAAGGUCACGCCGUCGGUGACAUUCCCGGAGUUAGGUUUAAGGUCGUCAAAGUAGCUAAUGUAUCCCUUCUAGCCUUAUACAAAGAGAAGAAAGAACGACCAAGAUCGUAAUUUAUACAAGUUUUGUUAAAUAUAAAUUUUACUUUAUUCUUGUGUUUGAAUAAAAUGCAGGUCUGAAGUUGUA
Messenger RNA from Anoplophora glabripennis (Asian longhorned beetle), 573 nucleotides. RefSeq names its product 40S ribosomal protein S23 (gene RpS23). The record is from RefSeq and is a predicted model, not a curated record. Gene Ontology annotation, biological process: translation. NCBI's taxonomy places the organism in Eukaryota, Metazoa, Arthropoda, Insecta, Coleoptera, Cerambycidae. Gene Ontology annotation, cellular component: ribosome; cytosolic small ribosomal subunit. Bases 69 to 500 code for a protein of 143 amino acids. Gene Ontology annotation, molecular function: structural constituent of ribosome. The transcript is spliced from 4 exons.